AUGAACGAGGAGCCCGACGAAGCGUUGACGCCCGCCGUGGGUACCCGCGAGCACCGCCAGGACUUUGUACCGCGCCGUCCCACGCGCAGCAUGAUGCAGCGAAGCGCCGUGUCGAGCAAAGCAGCCGAGGGCCUGCAACACCUUCUGGAGGCCAGCACCACGGACAGCGAAGUCUCCAUAUUUCAUGCCCCAGCUUCCAGCACCCACAAGCUGGCUCGGCAAAAGCAAGCCGCCAUGCAUGAACAACUUGUGGAACUCUUGAACCUGCCCGCCGGCAUCGCCGAUGACUUGUCGAUGGUGGUGUCCGUCCCGAAGCUGCCCCAGGUGCUUCAUGCCGUGGCCAAUUGUCUUUAUCACACAGACGCGGAAACGUGCGCCAUUCAUCAGCAUCGUGGCCGGCUAGGAUCAUCGUGGCCUAUGCUUCAUCUUUCAAACCUCUCGCCCGACAUCAUGCAGGGCGAAGAUGCCACGAUCAACGAGCGCACUGGCUUUGUUGUUUGCAAACAGCACUUCCCCACCAUCACGUGCGACACAGCCGUGGCCACGGGCCAGUGGAUGUUUGAAGUCACCAUCCUGACGGCGGGCGUCAUCCAGAUCGGCUGGGCCCUACCUGGGAGCGAAUACACAGUUACAACCGGCGUCGGAGACAAUCGCGAACAUGUGCUUGCUGGUAAGGCACGUGGACAAGAUGACGCUGUGGACAAGAUCAGCGCGCUGCGUGCAGCCUGCGAUGUGGCAGUGGUGCAGUCUUGGAUGCAGCUGGUCGCCAAACAUGCAUCUGCUGCUGCGAGUCUCGUUCCGCGCUUGCUUGCCACCUCCGACGUGCAUGGUCUUUGGCGACACCUCGUCCGUGACCUCUGCGUAAACUCGCAACACCGCCUGCUCGAGGUGGUCCUUCGCGAGCUGAGCUUGCAGUGUCCAGCCUUUUUGGAUUGGGAGGAAAAUAAACUGCAGUAUCUUCACGUGGUGCUCGCCCUCUUUGAGCUCGAGCCCGAGGUGACGCGCGCGUGGCUGCUGCGUGACGAGCACGCGCCCUUCUUCUUCAUCUGCAAGCUUUCCACGGGCAUUGAGUACGAGGAUGUUCUGGGUGAGCCCUGGGAUCCCACAAGCUCUGUGGCGGCCAGUGAACUCUACCAGGCACGCAUCGAGGCACUUCAUGUUCGCAUCAACCAAGCGCAUGAGCUUCGUACUACGCUUCUGACCAAGGUCAUCGAGCAGGCCUCCACCAACGCGCUGCUUCGCCCCAUGUUGACGCAGUGGCUUGGGCAGUUGCAGCGCGGCCGUCACCCUGCAAGUGUUGGAGUUCUGAUGGCGCUUGCGGGCUAUCUGGAGAACAACGGACUUGCCAAACCGGCACAAUGGGUGGAGGCAAACCUGCCCGACGGCAUAUUUGUCAAUCACGAUCCAUCUGGCAUCCCCGUGACCCGCGUGGGCGGGCGCCCGGGAAGCAUUCUCACCGACCUCAACCAGGAGGUGGCUGAAGGCCAGCGCGCUAGCCUACCGGAUGGCGUUGCUCCAUCUUUUGCAGCUGAGCUGUGGGAGCACAUGGUGCGGCUUUUCAGCACAGCCAUGCCCGUCCUCCUGCGGCCCUUCAAAACCCUCAACGUUGAAGUGACCAUCGCCAUCGAGACGGUGCAGGCCGCAGCGCGCCUGGCCGCAGAGCAUCCAGACUCGCAGAUGCAACAGAAUGCCCUGCAGAAGCAGAUUAGCCAUUGUCGCAAGACGGUGGGGCGGGCUGUAGUUGGUAGCUUGGCCUUAUUGGGCAACUGGCGGCGUUCCCGCCUCCAGCGCGUCCUGCACGGUCUGGGCGUGGUAAUAUCACGGGUCUGCGCGAAAAAGCUGCAUCGUCUUUUGCCCCUCUACUACGUUGAGGCCCUCAUGGAACUACUCACGGGGCUGCAUUCAGAGCCUGUCCUCCUAACCGACGCUGACGCAUUUGUACCUUACAUGAUCCGCAACAAUCAAAUCGACGCCCUUUUGCAUGGCGCGCGUGCGCUCUUCGAGCUGACGGUGGCGGGCGCGGUCCCGCAACCCGACUUGCACACCAUGCUUGUCAACCACGUCCGCCAUCUUAUGGGCCAGCCGCGCUACGUGGAUGCGUUUGGAACGGACAAGGCUACUCAGACGACACUCCUGCGGGCUGUCAUGAGCCAUUUCGAGGGCAACUCGUGGGUAUCAUCCACGGAAAUUCUGCAGCGCAUCUUUGGGCACGAUACUUUUGCUUAUGACGUUUGUCAGCAAAUGGUAACGCUGCCCUCGCAUGAGACACCAUUUGACACGACCUCACCUGCUUUGCAGCACACGCUUGGCGAGGUGUUGCGCGGGGAGGUGUCCAUGGUCGAGACCGAGUUUACGGCCAAGUUUCUCAAUCACUUUCUCAAUCAAGCCAAUUGGACGCUGGCCGAGUUUUACCAAAUGGCCGAGGACCUUCGAACCCAGGCAGAUCCGCAGGCUCACAACCGAGAGCAGCAGCAGCAGGAUGGCAAGUUUCGACGUUGCGUGCUGCUGUAUGAGUUGCUCAUGGCGCUGCUGCGCACCAUGGAGGGAAUGUGCCGGGUCUGUCCAAGCAUCUGCACAGCAUCCACACCCUCGGCCCGCACAACGCAGAUUCGUGUUCUUGAGAUUGCAUUACACAUCUUGGAUCGGGCCCUAAACACGCAUCACCAUGAGUUCUUGACCAGCAAACUGCUCACCAACACGUGCAUUCGGGAGCCAUUGGUGUGCGCCGUUACGGGCGCCUUGAUGUCCUUAGCCGAGGCCUCACCGGACACGGUCACGGCCACGGCACAGAGUCCCCAACUUUCACCAGAGCUGAUGACGCAGCUGGAGCAAUUUUACACCGAGUUUGCCGAGCGCCUGGACGCGGGCAGCGGUGAGCGUCUGGCCACCUACCUCAGCGCGCUGCGUCGUAAGCACCUGCAACACUGUCAAGAGCAGCAGCGGAUCCAACGCGAGCGCCAGGAAAGUGGACUCUUAUCGUCAGAUGAUGACGACGAGGACCUGUGCCCCAUUUGCUACGCGACACCACAAGAGGUCACCUUUGAACCCUGUGGGCAUCGAUCAUGCGAGAUGUGCAUUCAGCGCCAUCUCUUGAACAGCACCAAGUGUUUCUUCUGUAACGAGCCCGUCAAAUCCGCCCGUGCCAUGUUGGAGCAAGACUAUGGCGAGCGCACCUGGAACGAGCUUCUGGACCGGCAAGACCUGCCCGGUCGAGUACAGCUGUCACUCGUUCCAGUCGAGCAGAUUGCGGGGCGGCGCAUCCCUGAACUGCUGCCACCAGCUGCGCUCCCGAUGGGCAACGUUGGCACACCCGUCUCUCUGAUCAAACAAGCCAUCCGCGAGUCCCGCAUGCCACCCUCCCUGCUACGCCAGCUUCGCCUGGACUUUACACGCACCAAGGCACGCAAAUUUGGCUCAGUCCCUCCACCGGUCGGCCGGGGGUUAACCACUAGUCGCACGGCCGCUGCGCCACCGCCCGUGCCUGCCAGCACGUCUGCCACUGCAUCUGCUCCACCCGGCGCUGCUCCUGUGGUCGUCAACCCGGGGCAAACAGCCCGAUCGCAUUUGAAGAAGCAACUACGCGUUUUAGCUGGAUUGGCGCAGUCUCAGAAACGCGAUAUAGAUGGCGUUCAUGACGAGCACUUGGCAGCUGCGACGCAACAGACUUUGCGGGAAGCCAAUCGCUUUGACGGUCCUGACGUUACUGACCGACACAUGGAGGAGUGGGAUCGGCACAUGGCAAUACAUCCAGAGACGGCACGCGAGCGCGAUAAGGAGCGCUUGUUUGAGCAAGAUGUCUCAAACCCCUGGGACAAGGCCGGCGCUGAUGCCUUGGUCUGGCACAACGAUGCCUAUUACUGGGACAAGAUGAAGGGAGACUUUGAGGAGGAAACUGCCGAUGAUUACGAGUAUGUGUUGAUGAUGUUCUGUAGGUGUGGACAGGAAUAG
Messenger RNA from Monosiga brevicollis MX1, 3948 nucleotides. RefSeq lists its product as uncharacterized. Gene Ontology annotation, molecular function: ubiquitin-protein transferase activity. NCBI's taxonomy places the organism in Eukaryota, Choanoflagellata, Craspedida, Salpingoecidae. The transcript has 10 exons. The record is from RefSeq and is a predicted model, not a curated record. Gene Ontology annotation, cellular component: cytoplasm. Bases 1 to 3948 code for a protein of 1315 amino acids.